GACAGGGACAAGCUCGUGGAUGUUCCCUGAGCAAACAACUGGAAACACAGGUGGAGCACGACCCACUCAGAGUUUGGCCGGACUGGCAGUGGACGUGUGUGCGAGUGUGUGUCAAGGACAGCGGACAAGAACCGUGUGUAUGACAGAUGGACAUGUUGACAACCUGAGGAGCCACAGAAGACCAACAAUGUGAUGUUUCAUCUCCACCACUCGUAUCUGUCAGCAGCUGCUUUACAUUUAACACGGUUUUCUUUGCAAGUCCAGUUGUUCUCCAAAUUCCCAGGAAAGUGUUUUGCUGCAUUCCCUGCACUGGGAUACUGAAAGGGAUGGACAGCAGUGACCCGCAUGAGGUUGAAAGAGAAGCCACGUGGAAAGAGAGUGAUGGAGAGAAGGAUAAACGGCUGAAGAACCGGCUCAACAGAGAGGAGAAAGGGGUGAAGGAGAUCAAAGGAAAUCAGAAAGAGAAGAGGAAAGAGAACCGAACCGGGUCUCUGUGGAGGAGUGGAUGGGCGUUGAGUGAAAGACUCGCCAUCAACGUGUCAGGGAUGCGUUAUGAAACCCAAGUUCGCACAUUGGCCCAGUUCCCUGACUCCCUGCUCGGUGACCCCGGGAGGAGGUCUCGGUACUUUGACCCUCUUCGAAAUGAGCUCUUCCUGGACCGGAACCGAGCCUGCUUCGAUGCCAUUCUGUAUUUUUACCAGUCAGGCGGGAGACUCCGCAGGCCAACAAACAUACCGCUGGACAUCUUCAUGGAUGAGCUGAUGUUCUACGAGCUAGGGGAGGACAUCAUAAACCGCUUCAAGGAGGACGAAGGUUUUCCGAAAGAGGAGGAGAGGCCACUGCCGUCCAACGAGGUCCAGAAAAGACUGUGGAUGCUCUUUGAGCACCCAGAGUCAUCAUCGGGCGCUCGCAUCAUAGCCAUCAUCAGUGUUAUGGUCGUGGUGGUGUCCAUCCUCAUCUUCUGCCUGGAGACUCUGCCUGACUUCAGGAAUGAGAAGGAGAUGCGGGAGGACUGCUGUGCUAGGCCCGGCUGCCUUUGCACGAGCAAGCUGCCAGGAAACUGCUGUAACUUAUUCCUGUGCGCGUCCUCUGCAGACCCACUGAACUACAUUGGCUACGCUAACAUGGCCGCGGUGGCGAGAGAGAUGGGAUAA
Solea senegalensis (Senegalese sole) is the source of this 1154-nucleotide messenger RNA. RefSeq names its product potassium voltage-gated channel, shaker-related subfamily, member 7 (gene kcna7). NCBI's taxonomy places the organism in Eukaryota, Metazoa, Chordata, Actinopteri, Pleuronectiformes, Soleidae. The transcript is spliced from 3 exons. The record is from RefSeq and is a predicted model, not a curated record. Gene Ontology annotation, biological process: potassium ion transmembrane transport; protein homooligomerization. Gene Ontology annotation, molecular function: delayed rectifier potassium channel activity; protein binding. Bases 327 to 1154 code for a protein of 275 amino acids. Gene Ontology annotation, cellular component: voltage-gated potassium channel complex.